AUUUAUGUGAAGCCAGAAAGGAACGCACAAGAACAUUAUGACGGUCUUCCUUGAAAACUAACUAAAGAGUAAAGUUAGUUACUUCUGAACAUACAUGUAACAUUUACUCCGUGAUCCGUUGAUCUACUUCGUUGCGACUUGUGUGUUGUGUUGCUGUCGAUGGUCAUCAAAUGGUCGGAAAAUGACUGGUGGUGCUGGGUAGAGAAGAGUUGGGACACCAUAGUGGGCUGAAAGAGAGUGAGCUAUCGCUACGCGGAAGCAGUUUCUGCAAGGCAUCGCAAUGUCGGCUGCUUUUUCAUUCCCAUCGAUCAAUGCUGACCUAGCGAACAGCAGUGGGUCGCAACAGUUGUUUACUCCAGCUUCCAGCGAUGGAGCAUAUCCGCAACCCCAGACCCCAGCAAUGGAUGGAGGAGAGUCGGAACGACAUUUCAUCGAAGCUCUGCUCCCUCACGUGAAGGUGUGCAGCUAUGCUUGGGUGAGACUCCAGCAUGAAAAACGCGAGAUGAAGCGAAAUGCUGCUACGGAGCGCCAGCAGGAAAGGCUCGGCUACGUGGGCAGUGCAGCAAGUGGCAGUUCGUCUGUUCACCAGAGUCAGGACGGCAGUCCACCAACAACUGGACGCUUCCGAGAUCCGAUUGCAUGCGACUCCGUGCUAAUGGAGCGUAAGAUGCGAAUGCAGAUCGAAGAAGAGCUGGUCAUAAGAAAGAAAGCCUGGGCAACGCGCCUGCUCACCAAGCUGCGCAAGGAUAUCAACCCGGAAUGCCGCGAUCACUUCGUUCGCAGUAUAACAAACACUCUGGACGGUGCAGCGCCGGAGUGCGUGAUGACGAACGGUGAUGUGAAGGGCAAGAUGCGUCGCAUUGACUGCUUUAGGCAAUCGAAUAAAGUUUGGCGGCUGGAUCUAGUGACCAUGGUGCUCUUCCAAGGCGUACCGCUCGAGUCCACUGACGGCGAGAGACUGGGGAAGGUUUGCAAUCGAGAUGGAUGUGUGCAACCUCAUCACCUCUACUUGAACGUCAAGGAAAUCGAUAUGGUCCUGGCCAAGAUGCUUACUGGAGCUCCAAAGCCAUCAAACUGUCAGCUGUACCAUGAGACGAAGUCAGCGUACGACAUUGACGAGGUUUGGAACAAUCUGGGCGACUCUAGGGCAAAACAUAUAUUUCACGGUUCGCUUCAGAGCGUUUCCGCAUCCGUAGGAAUACCACCACCGUUCAAGGAUCAAGGCGCAGAUGCAGCUCCUAAAGCGGUGAGAGUGGAUAUGUCAGGCGUGGAUGGCUUCAGCCAGCAGGCAACACCGACCUACACUGCGGAGGCAAUGUCUGUAUCACCAACAGGCACCACCGCUACUGCUGGGUCGGUGACAAUGGGUCGCACUUCUGUGACGGCGUCAGUACCCAUACCGGCUGCCCAGGCGUACAAACGCACCCAAUCCAGCUUUGAUGAAGACAACAGUGAUAUGGACGCCAUCAGUGAGUCACGUGUAGGCACUGGCUACAUGGAUAACAGUCAUGUUGGCUCCAUCGGCUCGGCUGACUACCAUGUGGUCAGCAGCCCGAAAAUCAAAGCCGAAGCGACCAGCCCUCAUUCAUCUCUCCACCAGCAGAGUGCUAUGUCGAUGUCUUACGCCUACCCUCGGCGGACUGACCAUGGCUUGGAGAAUACUGAAUUUUCCAACCUAUCCUGCUCUGUGGACCACAUGCUUGUUCCUGGCCUGCCACACGGUCUGUCUAGUAGAGGUGCGGCGCAGCCAUAUCUGCAACGAGUCCAAUACCUUCCCACUGUGGGCCAGAUGAAUGGACAGCAGCAGCAGCAACAGCAGCAGCAGCAGCAGCAACAUCAUGCACCCGCUCUACAGCAGCUGCGUGCAGCACAUCUCCAGCAGCAGCAGCAGCAGCAGCAAGUACACGAGUUCAACAUGGACCAGCUGCUAACCUCCAAUCUGGUAUCCAGCUUGAGCGACUCUAACACGACAGAUGAAGCUGCACACUGGUCAUCACAGUCAAGUGAUCACGGUAUCUCUCCAAUGCCUGCUCUUGAGGGCCACAAUGAUCCAAGCAGUGCAGGAGCUGUGCCGGCAGGCUUCUUCUCUACAGCCACGACUGCCGACCAGGCCAACGCCAGUAGUGUGGGUGAUGCAAGCAGUACUGUGUUUGACAACGCAGACUUAUUUGGCGGAAGACCUGUUGCUAGGAGCAUGCCUGUUGGAACAAAUGCAAUGGCAUCAUCCGGCAGGCAGGUAGCACCUAAUGACCCGUUUCUGUCCAGUCCAAGCAGCAACUUCAGCCAAUGGAGUCAGCAGGCGAGGCGGCCAGCAUUCUGAUUUUGCGGCCGGGUUUCUACUCUCUUCUGUCCUGCUGUGUGGGAGUGUGUAGUAUCCAACGAAAUCCGUCACCCUCAAAGUUCGUGCUCGACCUUACACAAUAACAUAGAAAUCAACCCGUACCACAUCAGCAUCCGAAGUACGAUACACUGUCCUUACGUAGUGUGAGAAACAUCCGCGUUUGUUCAUUAUGCUGUCUAGCACUCAUCUUGCACUAGUCCACAGGCACAUCACACAUAUGCACCACCGUAGCCCAGCUCCAUCCGGGUUUUGUUUCAUUUCUACCUGCAGUGCAGAGGCACUUGCUCAUGUUAGUGUACAUACGCGCAUGUGAUGCGCAUAGCGCUGUAGUUGGAUCAAGCAGCGGUUCGUAGUUCACCUAAACCUCCUGCACGGGGUAGUUGUACCCAUGGCUUGCCUGGAGUUGCACAGUACUCAGUAGUCCAGAGUCACUUGCAGCCACACCCGCAGCAUGUAUAUGUGGACACAGUAGUCCAGAGUCACUUGCAGCCACACCCGCAGCACGUAUAUGUGGACAUGUACUAUGUAUGUGCCUGCAAUCUGUAGUUUGACACAUCGCAUCCACUAGACACGCAGAGUGGCCGUACCCUUCAUGGCCCAUGUCAAGGCAAUGAAACAGCCAUCUCUACUGUGUACGUGCAUAUGAUAGUGUAGCAGUAUGUCGUUGCAUGAGUACUGAUAACACUGGCAUGUAGCAAUAUGCCGUUGCAUGAGUACCGAUAACACUGGCAACACCUGGGACUGCAAGUGGCCAGCAUUUCAACUACUCUGACUCUGUGAGCCUUGAUGAAUUUGUACAUGAGAAUUUCCGCCAAGCAUCGUCUUGUGUCGCAUGAAGCCUCUUGACUCUCGGUCUUGAGGAAAUUACGUGACAUUCAAUUUCAUUGAAGCCUUUUUUUGUCCUCCUUUCACUGCUGAACUGUCGUAUAUUUCCUGAUGCCUGCGUGAACUUCCAGCUCUGUUUACCGCACAGUGUGCAUACCGUCUAGGCCCUUUACUUGCGUCUUCUGCCUUUGAGCCCAGUUUGAGCCCAGGCCGCGUAGCAGCGAUAGCUGCUGCCGCGGCGGCGGCUAGCUGCAAGAGCAGUCUCUACUGGUGGUUAUUCUAUUGCGUGUGUGUGCUCCUAUUUAAGAUGCGGAUUUUCCUCCAACCAGUUUAUCUACAACCAGUCAGCCUAUCGCUGAGCUUUUCGAUUUGUAUCUCACUCCUUGACAUGCACACAGCAUACGAUUAUGCCACCAGAUCACUACUCCAUCACAAAUCUAUUUUUUUUGGCUAUCUUAUAUUUUCGUAUCUCUUAUUCUAUACGUUACGGAUCACUACUCAAUUACAAAUUGUUCAGGGUUCAUGAUGA
Messenger RNA from Sycon ciliatum, 3695 nucleotides. RefSeq names its product nuclear factor 1 A-type-like. The transcript is spliced from 10 exons. Lineage: Eukaryota; Metazoa; Porifera; Calcarea; Leucosolenida; Sycettidae. The coding region runs from base 281 to 2320 and encodes 679 amino acids. The record is from RefSeq and is a predicted model, not a curated record. Gene Ontology annotation, molecular function: RNA polymerase II cis-regulatory region sequence-specific DNA binding; DNA-binding transcription factor activity, RNA polymerase II-specific. Gene Ontology annotation, cellular component: nucleus. Gene Ontology annotation, biological process: regulation of transcription by RNA polymerase II.